UUCUUAUGGGACCAACUAAAAAAAUAGAAAUGAAGCUAAUUGUAGGUGAUUAAGUACAAGUAUGUUGAAAGUAGAAGAGUCCUAGUGGCCAUUAGCACAAUAGCACCCAUAUGUCUUGCUCUCUACGAAAUCAAGUGAAGUUGUAUUGUUUAUUUACAAGUUUGGAACACAAAACCCAAGUAGAGAAACAAGAACAGAGAAGCUGUGAUUUGUAUUUGUAAUUGUAAUUGUAAUUUUGAGCGAACAUUGAACAAUAAUUUGAAUAUGAGCAACAUCGGAACUGGCUACGAUCUCUCCGUCACUACUUUCUCUCCGGAUGGUCGUGUUUUUCAAAUUGAGUAUGCUGCCAAGGCUGUUGACAACAGCGGGACUGUUAUAGGUAUCAAAUGCAAGGAUGGAAUUGUUCUGGGGGUGGAGAAGCUCAUACAAUCGAAGAUGAUGUUGCCGGGUUCCAAUCGAAGAGCUCAUUCCGUUCAUCGUUACACUGGCAUGGCUGUUGCUGGAUUAGCAGCUGAUGGAAGGCAAAUUGUUGCUCGUGCUAAAUCAGAAGCCACAAACUAUGAGAGUGUCUAUGGUGAAGCUAUCCCAGUGAAGGAGCUUGCUGAUCGCGUUGCAAGUUAUGUGCAUCUGUGCACACUCUAUUGGUGGCUCAGACCUUUUGGAUGUGGAGUUAUUCUUGGAGGUUAUGACAGAGAUGGACCUCAAUUAUAUAUGGUUGAACCUUCAGGAAUUUCAUACAGAUAUUUUGGCGCUGCAAUUGGAAAAGGAAAGCAGGCAGCCAAGACGGAAAUUGAGAAGUUGAAGCUUUCUGAAAUGUCUUGUAGAGAAGGGGUCUUUGAAGUAGCCAAGAUCAUAUACAAGGUUCAUGAUGAAGCCAAAGACAAAGCUUUUGAAUUGGAGAUGAGUUGGGUUUGCGAUGAGUCAAAACGGGAGCAUCAAAAGGUUCCUGGUGAUCUUCUAGAAGAAGCCAAAGCUGCUGCAACUGCUGCGCUGGAAGAAAUGGACGCCGACUGAUGUGUAAAUGGAGUUAGAAAUAGAAAAUCGAUGUUUCAUUUUGACGGUUUAGUGGUUCGGUAUUGGCAUGGCAUUGCUGUAGAUGUUUGGCAAUUCUAUGAAGUACUAGUGAGCUUUUAGAGACUAUUUAAACUUUGCCAAUUUGCUUGUAGGUUCACCAAGGAACCAAUUUGCUUGUAUUGGAAAAUCGAAAAGGGCUUACAUGCAGUUAACAGUGAAAAUAUGGCCCGCCAUUGGCUUAAAAUUUUCGAGCUUGUGCAUAUCGAUGUGGAAACUUAGCCAUGUGUUAGGUGUAUAUGCGUAUAUGUAUACAUCCUCGUUGUCGUGGGAAACUCUUCCUCGUAAAUUCUCAAA
Messenger RNA from Amaranthus tricolor (Joseph's coat), 1368 nucleotides. RefSeq names its product proteasome subunit alpha type-3-like. The coding region runs from base 265 to 1014 and encodes 249 amino acids. Gene Ontology annotation, biological process: ubiquitin-dependent protein catabolic process. Lineage: Eukaryota; Viridiplantae; Streptophyta; Magnoliopsida; Caryophyllales; Amaranthaceae. The record is from RefSeq and is a predicted model, not a curated record. The transcript has 10 exons. Gene Ontology annotation, cellular component: proteasome core complex; nucleus; proteasome core complex, alpha-subunit complex.